Ooceraea biroi (clonal raider ant) is the source of this 1840-nucleotide messenger RNA. Its product is annotated as metaxin-2. NCBI's taxonomy places the organism in Eukaryota, Metazoa, Arthropoda, Insecta, Hymenoptera, Formicidae. Gene Ontology annotation, biological process: mitochondrion organization. Gene Ontology annotation, cellular component: SAM complex; cytoplasm. The record is from RefSeq and is a predicted model, not a curated record.
UCCUGGAAUUUUAUUCGCACGCUUCGAGAAAAAUUAGCAAUUCUACCAGCAAGAAAGAGAAUCGAUAUAAGCUUCCCUCCAGCGACGAAUAUGCAUGAAUACCAGAAUGCAUUUCAAGAUGUCAGGGAAAAAGUCUCUUUCUGCAAGCGUAUUCUUGACGCUUUUCUGUCAGACGCUAAAUUUUCAAAGGUUACUUUUCAUCAAAUAUAUCUCUACGGAUUCAAAUAAUGUUACAAAAAUAACACGUAAUAAAACAGUUAACAACAAAACCUCAAGUAUUACAAGUGUUAUUGAUUCAGGAUGAAUCUCGGUUUAACGUAAAAGAAGUUGGAAGUAUCUACAUGGAGAAAUACCUUAAUUUGCAAACUCAGGACCCAUGGCCACAACCGAUUACCCUUUACCAGCCGUACGAGGUGGAGCAGAUCCUGCUACCGGAGAACGCAAACUGCCUGGCAGUGCAGGCGUACCUGAAAAUGUGCCAGUUGGACUUUCAGAUAGAACCAAGGAAAAACGCAGAGUUCAUGUCGCCCUCGGGUCGCGUACCGUUUAUCAAAUGCGGUGCCAAGCUGAUAUCAGAGUUCGACAGUAUAGUAGCGUACAUAGAUAGCAAAGGAAGCAGUCUGUCUGAUCACCUGACCGCUGCGGGCAAGGUGGACAUGCGAGCGUAUCUGUCCCUUGUAAAUUAUAUAUUUGUAAACGCGGAGCUGUACGUUUGCUGGGUAGACCCAACGAUCUUGAACGCGGUCACGAAGCCGAGGCACGGCAGCGUGUAUCCUUGGCCGCUCAAUCAUUAUUUGAACUGGCAGAAGAGGAGAGAGGUCAUCAGAAGGCUCACUGUGCUCGGCUGGUACAACAAAAACUUGAACGAGGUCUUCGAUGACGUAAAAAAAUGCUGCAUAGCGCUGUCCGAGAGGCUAACGGACGAGGAGUUUUUCUUUGGGAAGGACAAGCCGAAUGAAUUGGAUGCCUUGGUCUUUGGUCACAUUUUCACGAUAAUCACGACGCCGCUACCUAACAACGGGCUGGCCAUGAUCGUGCAGAGCUAUCCGAAGCUCGUGAACCUCUGUAAACGCAUCGAGACUAGCCUUUUUUCUCCUCAAGCUGUAGAGAGUCAAACUAAUGAAACGCUGGAGUGCAAGAAUUAGGCCAAUGAUCCAACCGUACCAGGGGUUUGAAUUAAAAGACAGUGGUGAUCGUUUCUUAAAUUCAAACUUAUUCCGAUAUCAGCCGGAUAGAAUAUGCCAAAAGAAAAAUCGGAGCACAUAAUUUCGAAAGUAGACGAUUACACAAAACUUGCUUCUACGAAAUGUACCGUCGAUUCCGUCAGUGUUCCUGGGAGUAAUAUAUUUUAUAUAUAAUUUUUCUUAUAUAUUUAUAUUAUUAUUAAUGUAUAUAAUUAAUAAUGUAAUAGUAUUAUACAUUGUCAGUGCGCUGUUAAAUUAGAAUACUGAUGCCGUCGUGUAGCAAAGGUAGAGAGGACGAGGGAAAACGGGAUUUUCUAGUCAAUACACCGAUCUCCGUUUCUGUACGUUGUCGCAUGCAAACUCGGGAGAAGUAACAAUCUUCGAUGUAUGUAUAUCGUGAUCGCACGUAAAAUAAACUGAAUGUAACUUUUUUUUCCAAAUAUCACUCGAUGUUAUGCGAUGUACGAUUGCGUUUCUUGUCUCCAGCGUUUCAGUUACCGCGACGUUGUGUUUGAAACGCGAAUCAAAAGCGAUCUUCUUAUAUCACAUCCAUCAUUUUACAUCUCUCUCGUUGAUAUUUAUUUCAGUAACAAAUCUUACAGGGCUGGUUGAAAAUGUAAAAAUUACAAUGCAAAAUAAAGACGCCUCGCAAUCAC